Ochotona princeps (American pika) is the source of this 2332-nucleotide messenger RNA. RefSeq names its product cytochrome P450 2F5. The transcript has 10 exons. Bases 611 to 2086 code for a protein of 491 amino acids. Gene Ontology annotation, molecular function: oxygen binding; iron ion binding; heme binding. The record is from RefSeq and is a predicted model, not a curated record. NCBI's taxonomy places the organism in Eukaryota, Metazoa, Chordata, Mammalia, Lagomorpha, Ochotonidae. Gene Ontology annotation, cellular component: intracellular membrane-bounded organelle; cytoplasm. Gene Ontology annotation, biological process: xenobiotic metabolic process.
GGGGUGCAGGGGUGGGAGCGCACUGAACUCCAAGGUCCUGGAUCCCUGGACCUGCAGCUGGCCUGGCCCUCUCCCAGGUCCUUCACUUCCCCCGGCUUCAUGUGACUCACGCGGACCUGUGAGAGAGCGGAUGCCAACCCAGGCAGCAACACGACAGAAGACAGGAGAACUUCCAAGGAGAGAGAGGAGGGGGAUGGUGGCAGACGUGGACUUGAACCCAGAGAAGCAGAGCCCAGCACCCGGAGCCCCCACUCCUGGUUCAUCAUUCUGCCUCAAGCCCAAGGGCCCGCACCACUGAAGAGGAUAGAGAGCUGAGCCCUGCCUCCUGGCCCUGGGUUAAGGAGGACAUUUCAGAGGGGGCAGCCCGCACCCCCAUGCGUGACUGGCUAUGAAAGGGGUUAAAGUUCACUGGGAGGAAAGGAGGGGGCGGGAUCAAGUCGGGUGUGGACAGAGGCGAUUUAAGAGUGGAGGGCGCCACCCCCCAACACACCAGAGCUGCAGGGCACCCUGAGCUGCCCCCAGCGCCAGACAGCCAUCUUCCUCCAGUGGCACCCAUCUCUGGCGCCUGAACUGCAGAGGGAUCACCCAUUCUGCCCACCGCAGCCUCAUCAUGGACAGCACCAGCAUGGCCAUCCUGCUUCUGAUCCUGGCUUUCAUCUACCUGCUCCUGACCAUGGGCUCCAGGGGCAAGGGCCGGCUGCCCCCAGGCCCCAAGCCCCUGCCACUGCUGGGGAACCUGCUGCAGCUGCGCUCCCAGGACAUGCUCACCUCCCUCACCAAGCUGAGCAAGGAGUACGGCUCCGUCUAUACUGUGUACCUGGGGCCCAGGCGGGUGGUGGUCCUCAGCGGGUACCAAGCUGUGAAGGAGGCCCUGGUGGACCAAGGGGAUGAGUUUAGUGGCCGCGGUAGCUAUCCUGUCUUUUUCAACUUCACCAAAGGCAACGGCAUUGCCUUCUCCAAUGGGGACCGCUGGAAGGCCCUCCGCAGGUUUUCCAUGCAGAUUCUCCGGAACUUCGGGAUGGGGAAGAGGAGCAUCGAGGAGAGGAUUUUGGAGGAAGGCCGCUUCUUGCUGGCAGAGCUACAGAAAACCGAAGGCAAGCCCUUCGAUCCCACGUUCGUGCUGAGCCGCACCGUGUCCAACAUCAUCUGCGCCGUCAUCUUCGGCAGCCGCUUUGAUUACGAGGACGAGCGCCUGCUCACCAUCAUCCGCCUCAUCAACGACAACUUCCAGAUCAUGAGCAGCCCCUGGGGCGAGUUGUACAACAUCUUUCCGAGCCUGCUGGACUGGGUGCCCGGGCCGCACCGACGCCUCUUCCAGAACUACGGGUCCAUGAAGAGCCUGAUCGCUCGCAGUGUCCACGACCAUCAGGCCACUCUGGACCCCGACUCUCCGCGGGACUUCAUCGAUUGCUUCCUCACCAAGAUGGCCCAGGAACAACAGGACCCGCUGAGCCACUUCCAUAUGGACACCCUGCUGAUGACCACGCACAACCUGCUCUUCGGGGGCACUGAGACCGUGAGCACCACACUGCGCCACACCUUCCUGGUGCUCAUGAAGUACCCCAAGGUGCAAGCCCGCGUCCAGGAGGAGAUUGACCGCGUGGUGGGGCACUCGCGGCUGCCCACGCUGGAGGACCGCCCCGCCAUGCCUUACACGGACGCGGUGAUCCACGAGGUGCAGCGCUUCGCCGACAUCAUCCCCAUGAACCUGCCCCACCGUGUCAUCCGCGACACUGACUUCCGAGGCUUCCUGCUACCCAAGGGCACUGACGUCAUCACCCUUCUCAACACGGUCCACUAUGACCCCAGCCAGUUCCUUACACCCAAGGACUUCAACCCUGAGCACUUCCUGGAUGCCAACCAGUCCUUCAAAAAAAGCCCCGCCUUCAUGCCUUUCUCAGCAGGGCGCCGGCUGUGCCUGGGAGAGUCGCUGGCGCGCAUGGAGCUCUUCCUCUUCCUCACCGCCAUCCUGCAGAACUUCUCGCUGCAGCCAUUGGGGGAUCCCGAGGACAUCGACCUGACCCCGAUCAGCUCCGGUCUGGGCAACGUGCCGCGACCCUUCCAGCUGUGCGUGCGCACGCGCUGAUGGCCGCCCAGUGCUGCCUCUGUCCCUCUGCUCCCGCCGCUAUCCAGCCCCUGCCACUUGGCUGUCAACCUCCUUGCCUACACGAUGCACCUGUCAUCUAUCUGUCCCCAUCUGGGUCUUCUUGCAGGACAAAGCAAGAGGCGGAGAUGGAGGAACGUCUUCUUGUGCCCAUACAACUUGCUCCCCGAUGUGACCUUUCUGGGAGGCUUUUUGUAUCAUUUUCUAAUAAAUUUAUAAUAGAUUCAA